Rotaria sp. Silwood2 is the source of this 1339-nucleotide messenger RNA. Lineage: Eukaryota; Metazoa; Rotifera; Eurotatoria; Philodinida; Philodinidae. The record is from the annotation of a GenBank genome assembly.
AUGAUGGUUGGAUGUUCAUUCUUGAUACUUUUAUUUGAAGUCAGUAUCUUUAUUGGAAUAUCACAUCAAUUAUUUGCGGAAUUAGUUGAAAAAUUAUUAGAUAUUAAUCGAAUUGAUAAUCAAACAUUCAUAAUGAAUUUUUAUGGUUUUCAAGUUAAUUUAUUAUUAUCUCGACGUUUUCGUUUAUCUCUUUCUAUUCAAUUAGGAAUUAGUACUUGUAUAAUUUCACUUUUAAUCUUAGAUGGAUUAUUGAUGAAUGUACAAAAAUUAAAUGAUCAUGAUCUUUGUCCAACUAUUGAUCAUGAUUGUUUUGUUAUUAGAAAAAUUUUUUUAAGUCAAAGAAUUGUUUGUCAAUCUGGUUUGUCAAUAUCAAAUUUAACUUCAUUUAAUACAAUUUGUUUCGUUUGGAUUUAUAAAAAACAGACUGCUGUCGAAAUAAUUAAUCAAAUCGGCAUUUGUUCGAGUGUCUUUUCUCUAUUGUGUCAUUGUUUUAAAUAUGCUUGUCAUAUAUCACGAAGAUGGUGGGGAUUUAUUCUACUUAUUAUAUUAAUUAUAAUAUCAAAAAUCAUAUUAAUUCUUUCAUUUAUUGUCGAAAAUCCUAUCUCUAUGACUGCAAAAACACUUCUAAUAGCAUUUACGUUUCUAUUGAUAAACGUCAUUCAAUUGUUACAUUUCACACACAAUCAUCAUUAUCGCACAAAUAAAUGUGAUUGUCCAACGAACGUAUAAUCAUCACGUACUCAAUAGACUUAUUCAUAUGAUAUCAAAAUUACGCAUUAAUAGUGGAAUAAACAAUCGAAUAUUAUUGUUUACAUAUUUGACGAUCUACUUUGUUUAUUUCUGAAACAGUUUAAUAAGUCUUAAUGCACGAUCAUUAUAUUCGAUGAAUGUCAAAUAUAGAGUUUAACUAGAAGAUAUUUUUUUAAUGAUUUAUAAACCUUGACGAUUGCAUGAAUAAACUAGUCACGUUUUGAUCGAUCUAUGAUAAUCUCUUUUUUUUGUUUUCUUUCUUCAAAUGACAUUACUCAAAAUAAUUUUUUUUUGUAACUAUCAAGGCUUGUAAUCAUAAAUUUCUUUUCAAUUGUUUAUAUCAUGUGAAUGUUGCUCAAUACCUAAGAAGUUUAUUGUAUUUUUAUAAUGAAGUGAAAACAAAUAUUUAUUCUUAACAACUUAAGUUAUAUCAAUGUAUUUUAAUUCAAGACACUUUUCUUAUUCAACAUACUUAGGGUAUACCAAAAGUUCUGAUCACAGUUUUUAAAAUUUAAUAAAGCAAUAAAUAUUGAAUAUUUUACUAAGGCAAUAUAUAGUAUAACGUCUCGUCUUUAAUAAUAUAUAGAGC